Messenger RNA from Trachemys scripta elegans, 4711 nucleotides. RefSeq names its product adhesion G protein-coupled receptor A2 (gene ADGRA2). The record is from RefSeq and is a predicted model, not a curated record. Gene Ontology annotation, biological process: sprouting angiogenesis; central nervous system development; positive regulation of canonical Wnt signaling pathway. The coding region runs from base 1 to 3921 and encodes 1306 amino acids. Gene Ontology annotation, cellular component: Wnt signalosome; plasma membrane. Gene Ontology annotation, molecular function: G protein-coupled receptor activity; protein binding. The transcript has 19 exons. NCBI's taxonomy places the organism in Eukaryota, Metazoa, Chordata, Testudines, Emydidae.
AUGGGCUCGGGGCCGCCCCGCAGGAUGCGCUGCGCGGCCGGGCUGCUCUGCCUGGCCGCCUGGCUGUGCGCGGGGGGCGCCCGCAGCUGCCCCGCGCAGAUCCCCAGCUGCAAGUGUGUGGGGGAACGGCCCAAGGGGCUGGGCCUGCCCGGCGCGGCCCGCAGGAAGGUGAUCUGCAGCGACCAGGAGCUGCCGGAGCCGCCCGACCCCCGCCUGCUGCCCAACACCACGGUCACCCUGCUUUUGAGUAACAACAAGAUAACGGUGCUGAAGAAUGGCUCUUUCUUCGGACUGCGUGCUCUCGAGAAGCUGGACCUCAAGAAUAACUUGAUCAGCACGAUCCAGCCCGGCGCGUUCCUGGGCCUCUUGGAGCUGAAGCGCCUAGACAUCUCCAACAACCGCAUCGGCUGCCUCAGCGCCAGUGUCUUCCAGGGACUCGCCAACCUCCUCCGGCUGAAUGUGUCAGGGAAUAUUUUCUCCAGCCUCCAGCCCGGCGUCUUUGACGAGCUGCCAUCUCUGAAAGUCGUUGACUUUGCCACCGAGUACCUGACAUGCGACUGCAACCUGCGCUGGAUGCUGCCCUGGUCCAGGAACCGCUCGGCUCAGAUCUCCGACAAGACGCUGUGCAUCUACCCCAGCCCCCUGCAUGCCAAGCCGCUGAGGAGCGUCAGGGAGAGCCAGCUGCAGUGUGUGGGCGCUCCGGAGCUGCACACCCACCACCUGAUCCCUUCGCUGCGGCAGGUGGUGUUCCAGGGCGACCGCUUGCCCUUCCAGUGCACAGCCACCUACCUGGACAGCAGCACCCGCAUCCUGUGGUACCACAACCGGGUGCUGGUGGAGGGGGACGAGCAGACUGGCAUCAUCCUGGAGGAGAGUCUCAUCCAUGACUGCACCUUCAUCACCAGCGAGCUCAUCCUCUCCAACAUCCACGUCUCUGCCAACGGCGAGUGGGAAUGUGCCGUCUCCACCUCCCAGGGCAACGUCAGCAAGAAGGUGGAGAUCGUGGUGCUGGAGACGUCGGCCUCGUACUGCCCGGCCGAGAGGGUCACCAACAACCGUGGGGACUUCAGGUGGCCCCGCACCUUGGCCGGUAUCACUGCCUACCAGUCCUGCCUGCAGUACCCCUUCACUUCGCUGGCCGCGAACGGGGGCCCUGCGGCGGAGAAGCAGGCGUCGCGGCGCUGCGACCGCAUGGGGCGCUGGGAGGAGGGUGACUACUCGCACUGCCUGUACACCAACGACAUCACCCGCGUGCUCUACACCUUUGUGCUGAUGCCCAUCAAUGCCUCCAAUGCCCUGACGCUGGCGCACCAGCUGCGCGUGUACACAGCUGAGGCUGCCAACUUCUCCGACAUGAUGGACGUCAUCUAUGUGGCCCAGAUGAUCGAGAAGUUCAUUGGCUACGUGGACCAGAUCAAACAGCUCCCAGACGUCAUGGUGGAGAUGGCAAGUAACAUGAUGCUGGUGGAUGACCACAUCCUGUGGAUGGCUCAGAUUGAGGACAAGGCCUGCACCAGAAUCGUCCGCUCCUUGGAGAAGAUCGCGGGCUACGUGCUCAGCAGCAACUCGCAGCAUGUGGCAGUGAACUCGAGGAACAUCGCCUUCGAGGCCUACUUGAUCAAGCCAGAGAGCUACACGGGGCUGAGCUGCACGGCCUUCCAGAAGCGAGACAGCGGGCGCCCAUCGCUGCAGGAGCAGGAGGCCGAGCCCCUGGCUGACCAGCAGCUGAAGUUCAGGUGCACCACGGGCCGUCCCAACAUCUCGCUAGCCAACUUCCACAUCAAGAACAGCAUCGCUCUGGCCUCCAUCCAGCUGCCCCCCAGCCUGUUCUCCACCUCGGCCCCGUUCUCCCUGCCCCAGGCCUGCAAGGUCCAGUUCCUGGUGUUCCGGAACGGCAAGCUCUUCCGCAGCACCGGCAACUCCUCCCGCCUGGCCGACAACGGCAAGCGCCGCAGCGUGGCCACCCCUGUGAUCUACGCCGGGACACAUGGCUGUGGGGUCAGUAACCUCACCGAGCCCGUCACUGUCUCGCUGCGCCACUUCAGGGAAGGGGCCGACCCCAUGCCUGCCCACUGGAACUUCGAAGUGCUGGGGGGCAACGGGGGCUGGAGCGCCGAGGGCUGUCAGCUGGCCCACCAGGAGCCCAACAUCACCACCCUGCUCGGCCGGCACCUGAAUAACUUCGCAGUGCUCAUGGAACUCAGCAAUUUCCCCAGUGAAGCACCAGGCCCAGCUGAGGUUCUGCAUCCUGUUCUUUACACCUGCACUGCCCUCCUGCUGCUGUGCUUGUUCACCACCAUCAUCACUUACAUCAUCAACCACAGCACCAUUCAGAUCUCCCGGAAGUGCUGGCACAUGCUGCUUAACCUCUGUUUCUACAUCGCCAUGACAUCGGCCGUGUUUGCGGGAGGCAUCACUCUGACCAACUACAUGAUUGUCUGCCAAGCAGUCGGCAUCAUUUUGCACUACUCCUCCUUAUCCACUCUUCUGUGGAUGGCAGUGAAGGCCAGAGUCAUCUACAAGGAGGUGACGUGGAAGGCGCCGCAGCAGCAGGAAGGGGACGUGCCGCAGCCAGCCCCUCGGCCCAUGCUACGAUUCUAUCUGAUUGCUGGCGGGAUCCCCCUCAUCAUCUGUGGGAUCACAGCGGCUGUCAAUAUCCACAAUUACCAAGAUAACAACCCCUACUGCUGGCUGGUGUGGAGGCCGAGCCUUGGGGCUUUCUACGUUCCUGUGGCUUUCAUUUUGCUCAUCACUUGGAUUUACUUCCUGUGCACUGGGGUCAACCUCUGGUGCCAGUCAAAGAACCAAAAAGACCCUCCAGUGCCCCUCGAGACCCCCCCAAGGUUGGGUGGCAGCAGCAACCUCUUGACAGACUCAGGCUCCAUCUCGGUCACCCUUAACUCCGGGACACCUAGCGCCGACGUGGAUGGCGUCUACUCGUUGAAGAUGCAGUUCUGGGCACUGCUGAUCACCCAUUUCUUGUACAUUGCACUGUGGACAUUUGGGGCCGUGGCCGUGUCCCAGCGCUGGUACCUGAACGUCAUCUUUAGCUGCCUCUACGGGGUAACGGCUGUGGCACUGGGGCUCUUCAUCUUCAUCCACCACUGUGCCCGGCGUCGAGACGUGCAGAACUCCUGGUUUGCCUGCUGCCCAUCCUACAGGAAUGCGCUGCCCAUGCAAGCCUAUGUCCACCCGGGCCUGACGGCAGAGGAGGGCUCGCAGAUCUUCAUCGGGUGCAACCCCGAGGUGGCUCAUUCCAUCAAGUCCUCUUCCUCACCCAGCAGCACCAACUCCACUGUGGGCCACUGCAAGCUCACCAACCUGCAGGUGGCUCAGAACCAGGCAGAGAGCUGCCCCCUACCACAGCCAGCCUGCUACGAAGAGACGGAGCCGGCCAACAACAAGAACGCCGGCGCGGCCAGGUAUGCUAACAACAUACAUGGGCGCAGGAACCACAAGAGCAGAACUAAGCAGUACCGGGAGGGGAAGCACCACCGCUUGAAGGUGCUGCGGGGGCCUUCUUCGGAUCACCCCUCCAGCGAGAGUGGAAGCCUCCACAACAGCCAUUCCGAGAGCUACCACAGCAGCAGAAACAGCCCCCUGAACAACAGCCGCCUAGGACCGAGGGUAGCAGCUGUGCAGGAGGGGGAUGCUGCUCUGACCCAAUCCGAAGGGAGCGACGGUGGUAGCAGCGGCCAUCGGGUUCCUGACUUCAGCAGAGCUCAGAGGAGAAGCGCUAGCAGGGACAACCUCAAACAGGCCCACACCAUCGAGAAAGAGACUAAGCGGAGAUCCUACCCGCUCAAUGUGGCCAACCAGAACGGGGGGCUGAAAGGCAGUAAGUACGAUAUAAACCUCACCGGUGCAGACAGCAUGGCCGGCAUGAAGACCGGCCUCUGGAAGAGCGAAACAACCGUCUAGAGCGCUGAAGGGGCCGGGCAGCUAGAGUAUCCCAGCAUGUUUCUCCUCGGGCAAAGGAGCAGCUCGCUCAGCCAGCGGCAGGGCGUGGGGAAUGGCGCUGCUAACUGAAGGCAGCUUCCAUCCGAGUCUAAGUGUGUUAUAAACAUGGAAGUGCACUACAGGGGCCUGGGUGGUACUGUCCAGGAUGUUUGAAUUCCUCUAUCAAUCAGCAGGUAACGGUGGGGCUUGUUCCACCUGGGUGCUGGAAUGGAGAGAGUCAGAGCACAGCACCCAGCUGAGCACAUCGACAAGCCUCAUCUAAUUCUCAAUGGACACAGGAGCACUAAGAUCUUAGGUGAAAGACAAUCAUUGCAAUUCAGGCUGCUGAGGGGCAAUCUUAUUUUAAUCACUUCUGCAUGUCACGGGAGACUGAUUCUAAAGGCUAUUUUAUAAAUCUACAGAAGAAAAAUGUUUAUUUUUCAAAUCUAUAUUAUUGUAUGUAUAUAUGUAUAGACUGACUGGUAGCUGAUGGAAGUGCCUCCAUGUUACACAAUCGGUGUUCUAGGAGCAGCGAGUCUCCCCUUAGGAGUUUUGGCAAGAACUUACUUUUGCCAUCCAGUGUCGGUUAGUAGACCGGAACUAGCGCCUUCGUGCAAAGACACUGCAGUAGAGAUGUGGCUGUUUCAUCCGUAUGAAAAACACAUUUUCAGACAGAGAGACUUUAAUGACAAGUAUUUGAGCUGACUGUUCUUAAAUGUAUAUUUAGCCCUAUGGGUUACUGAGCUACCAAAGUAAAAGUCAUAGUUAAAAA